AUGGUGUUGGGAUUGAUAAAUGAGAUCCAACAAUAUCUCGAUGCGAGGUAUGUUAGACCUCUAGAAGCUGCUUGGAGAAUAUUUGGUCAUCCAUUGCAUGCUGAGAUACCAACAGUUGUACGCUUAGCACUUUAUUUACCUAGAAUGCACCGCGUUCUUUUUAAUCCCGAUGAAUCAUUAGAAGCAAUUGUUUCUAGAGCUGGCCAACAAAUGUCAACUCUUACUGGUAUUUUUGCAUGUUGCGCUUCUAUGGAAGAUGAAUGUCUAUUCACUUACCAAGAAUUUCCACAACGUUUUGUUUGGCUUAAUUCAGAAAAGAGAUGGAAACUAAGGCAUCAUGGCUAUGCAAUCGGUAGAAUGUACUUUGCUAGCCCUAAUUCUGGUGAGAGAUUUUAUUUGCGUUUGCUAUUAACUGUUGUCAAAGGACCAAAAUCGUUUCAGUGCUUACGUACGCUCAACAAUGUUUUGCAUGAUACGUUUAAAUCAGCAUAUGUUGCAAGAGGACUUUUAGAAGAUGAUGAAGAAUGGAUACAAUGCCUUAAAGAGACUGCAGUUAUGAAAACUGGUUAUCAAUUAAGGAGAUUGUUUACUAUUAUUCUUACUCAGUGCUCUCCACUGCAACCAUAUGCGUUAUGGAAUCAUUUUCAAUGCAUCUAUAAUGAGGCACAACAGGCAGAUGCAGAAAUUAUUAUUGAUCGCCUCAACAAUGAUCAACGAACAGCUUAUGAUGCAAUCACUUCCUCAGUCUUUGAAAAUAAGGGAACUAUUUUCUUUUUAAAUGGAGGUGCUGGAACAGGGAAAACAUUUUUGUACAAUGCGAUUGCAUUGAAGUGUCGCAGCGUUGGCCAUAUUGUUAUUACUGUGGCUUUAUCUGGAAUUGCAUCAUUAUUAUUGGUAGGAGGUCGUACUGCUCAUUCAACAUUUUCCAUUCCGUUGGAUGUAUUGGAAAAUUCAAUUUGUGGAUUUAGCAAGCAAUCAUUAUAA
Molecule: messenger RNA, 984 nt
Organism: Camellia sinensis
Lineage: Eukaryota; Viridiplantae; Streptophyta; Magnoliopsida; Ericales; Theaceae
Source: RefSeq, a predicted model, not a curated record